Messenger RNA from Truncatella angustata, 1152 nucleotides. RefSeq lists its product as uncharacterized. The transcript has a single exon. NCBI's taxonomy places the organism in Eukaryota, Fungi, Ascomycota, Sordariomycetes, Amphisphaeriales, Sporocadaceae. The record is from RefSeq and is a predicted model, not a curated record. Bases 1 to 1152 code for a protein of 383 amino acids.
AUGACUGGUCUCCUAAGGCUUCCGCGAGAGAUACGCAACCAGAUCAUCGCCCAUGUCACACAGCUCUGCGCCGAGGCGCCAAAGGACUACGAAGCAUUCCAAGCAGAAGACCGUGAGGCCUUGCAACAGCACUUCGCCAGGGCGUGGCGCCAAGAGCAAAAGCAGAUCCUGCUCGAAAAGUCGCCGCGCCACGGCCGGGACAUCGCUGCGCUGAAGCUCACGAACCGCCAGCUGCACGGCGAGGUGCAGGACUGGCUGCGCAGACGGGCGCGGGAGCCGGUCGAGUGGGUUCUCGACGUGGCGUACCUCAAGGACGUCUCGCUGCGCCCGACGUGGGUCUCGGUGCCGCUCCUGCGGCCGCACGCCGACCGGCUCGUCGCCCGGUUCCGGAUGCUAGACGUGCCGGGCGAGGUCGCGCUCUCCCCCUCGGCCCAGAGGUUCUACAGCCUGGGCGCGGGCGGGCCGCCGAGCAUAACCCACAUCUUCUCCAUCGCGCUGCGGACCUGUCUCCGAUGGGGCCCACUCGGGACGGAGACGAUCAAGCAAGAAGACUCGGACCUCGUCUGUGACCCGAACGCGCGGCUGAUCCAUCGGGACGGCAUCACGGUGAGGGAGCUGGUCCUCGACUUCGAGCCGACGGAUCCCACGAUCCUCCCGCUGGGUCCCGACGUCUCCCGAUAUCUCCGCAGCCGCCGGAACCUGGAGAACGCCGACAGCUCCAGAUGGCUGGUGCGCCUCUCGGGGAUCAGAGACUUCUUCUGGGACGGCAAAGGCGAGGCGAAAGAUUAUUUUACCACGUUUGCCCCGGAACCGUUCGACACAGCAUUGUACGGCGCUCCGAAGCUCAUAGCUGGAAAGGUCCUUGGUGGCUGGAUCAAGAAGUGGCUCGGCCGGAUCCUGCAGCUUGAUAUGGAUGUGAUGGAGUAUGGCUCGGUGCUUUACGAACGGCUCAACGCUAUCGAGAUCCGGGUGGGCGGCCAGUUGUUGGAGCGUUUCGAUAUCAAGGAGAGAUUCCAGACGUUGGAAUUUCCAGACGAGAGGAAUCCGCCAGUGGAUUCCUGGAGAGCAGACACAUUACCGAGGCGGUUGGCAGCGUUUGAAGCAUGGAGAGAGAUAUGUGUGAGGAAAAGGAGGGAAGCCGGACUAGACUAA